AUGUCCCCCGUCAUCUCUCUCCUCCUUCUCGCCUCGCUUGUCAAUGGUGCUGCGGUCCAUCCUCACAACGAGCGCCGUUUUCUCUGGGGUUCUUGGUCCUUCAACACCGACAGUCGGCAAGACAGCUCUAGCUAUUGGAGUAACUCGAACGGCUGGGGCAACAGCGACUCAACCUUCUCGACCACCUCGCCCCAAGCCGCCACCUACCUUGCCCAAGCCCAGUCUGGCGUGAGCGGUCUCCACCAGGGAUGGUCUGCUGCUGGCUGCUACGACGACUCGUUCAAUGCCAGGACCCUCGCCAGCGCCUCCACUUCUUCUUGGUGGAUGACCUACUCGACUUGUACCACUUUCUGUGGCAACAGGGGUUAUACCUAUUCUGGUGUCGAGAGCAGCAACUGCUACUGCUCCAACUCUAUCAACAGCGCAUCUUCCAUCCAACCCUACUACAAGUGUUCAGGUAUCUGCGGCGGAAACUGGUUCGAAGACUGUCCUCGCACCAACUAUAUCAACGUUUUCACCAACUCCAAGACGACCACCUCUUCCUCUACUGCCAAAACUUCUUCUACCUUUUCUCCGACAUCUACCUCCAUCGCCAAGGUGUCCAUCACAUCUCCUUCUGCCUCGGGGUCUACCAUGAAGAGCUCCGUUCCUGCUCUCGCCAGCUCCAGCUCUACUGCCGCCGAGUCGUCCAUCGUUCCUAUUGUUGACACCUCGGUCAUCUCUGCCGCUCAGACCAUCAUCAGCUCUGCUGUUUCCUCUGUCGCUUCCGAGGCGAGCCAGGUCGUGAGCAGCGUCUCUGCCCAGCUCAACACUACCUCUGUUGCUUCUCAGAUCCAGAGCGUCCCUUCUCAGGUCAGCUCCGCCAUCCCUGCUAUCAACACCACCUCUGUUGUUUCCCAGCUUCAGAGCGUUGCUUCCUCCGUGGUUUCUUCCGUCGAGGCCGUCCCUACUUCUGUCGCCUCUUCUGUCAUCUCCGAGGUUUCUUCCAUUGCCAGCGGUGCUUCUACCCAGGUCAUCCCUGCCGUUGCCAACACGACUUCUUCUGUCGCCUCCGACAUUGCCAACGCCACCUCCGCCGUCUCCUCCAUCUACUCUGAGACCACCGAGGCCGCCAGCUCUACCGUCUCCAGCGUCGCUUCCGACAUCAGCUCUGCCUUUUCCGAAGAGUCCUCCGCCGUCUCUACCAUCGCCGAGAUCGCUAGCUCUGUCACCUCUUCCGCCGCUGCCGCUGCAUCCAGCGCCGUCUCCAGCUUGCCCACUGGCUGGGAGGUCUCUGCUUGUAUCGCCGAGGGUACUUCGGGCCGCGCUUUGCCUGAAACGUCUACAUCUAGCAGCGACAUGACACAGUCCAUGUGUGCUUCCUUCUGUUCCGAUGCUGGGUAUACUCUCGCCGCUAUUGAGUAUGCUAGCGAAUGCUGGUGUUCCGACCUCCUCCAGAACGGCGCUUCUCUCACCGAGACUUCUUCAGCAUGUACCAUGUCUUGCUCCGGUGAUUCCGACGAGAUCUGUGGCGGCCCCUCUGCUCUCACCCUCAUCGUCAACACCUCCGCCAUCGCCAGCCUAAACGAUGACCUUACUGCCGGGAUCGUCAUCUUGCCUACCAACUGGAGCGUUCCCUCGACCAGCUGUAUUCCCGAAGCGUCCAGCGGCCGUGCGUUGACUGGCUCUUCUUACACAUCUCCCGACAUGACUCUUGCCACGUGUGCUUCUUACUGCACUUCUGAAGGCUACGGUAUUGCGGGUGUCGAGUACAGCACGGAGUGCUACUGCAGCAACAUGCUCAGCAACGGCGUCUCCCUCAACGACUCUAGCUCGAGCUGUACCAUGACUUGUGGCGGUGACGGCACAACCUUCUGCGGCGGAUCGGGCGCUCUCUCCAUCGCCGUCUCUUCGACCAUCACCUCAAAGCUCAGCAGCGACCUUACCACCGAGAUCACCACCCUCCCCACUGGCUGGUCGGCUGCCAGCAGUCCUUGCAUUUCUGAAGUUACAUCCGGUCGAGCUCUUGCUCAUGCCUCUACGGCUUCGGACGAUAUGACCAUCGAGACUUGUCUUGAUUUCUGUAAUGCUGCUGGAUGGCAAUACGCUGGUAUCGAAUAUGGUCGUGAAUGCUACUGUGGCGACUAUCUUGCUAACGGUGCUUCCCUCGACCUCACCGCCACUUGCAACACUGCUUGCGCCGGUGACGAUAUGAGCAUUUGUGGCGGCGGCAACGCCCUCUCCCUCUACGUCAACCCUUCCCUCGCACUCGACCUCACCGUUGUGCUCGGCUACCACCUCCAAGGCUGCGUGCAAGAGGUCACCGGGCGACUUUUGGCCAACAGCUCCUACACCUCCUCCAACAUGACUGUCGACGCGUGUGUUGGCUUCUGUUCCGACGAAGGUCUUUCUCUUGCUGGUGUGGAAUACGGAGAAGAAUGCUACUGUUCCAGCGCCCUGACCAGCUCUCCCCUCCUCUCGACCGAGUGUAACAUGGCUUGCGCUGGUGACGACUCUCAGAACUGUGGCGGAGCUGAUGCGAUUGAGCUCUACUUGGCUGCCGGAUCUGUCCUCUCCGUUCUCUAG
Cryptococcus wingfieldii CBS 7118 is the source of this 2565-nucleotide messenger RNA. RefSeq lists its product as hypothetical. NCBI's taxonomy places the organism in Eukaryota, Fungi, Basidiomycota, Tremellomycetes, Tremellales, Cryptococcaceae. The transcript has 8 exons. The record is from RefSeq and is a predicted model, not a curated record. The coding region runs from base 1 to 2565 and encodes 854 amino acids.